GGCUUAACGACAGUAUUAUUUAUCUAUGUGAAUACACAGACGUCAAUUUUCCCAAUUAGCUGUUAUCUCAAUAUUCUCAUUAUAUUGGAUCGUUCAGAUUCCGUCAAAGGUGCAUUUAAUAGAAGUCGAAAUUUUGUGGUUGACAUUUCAGAGGAACUUGACAUCGGACCAACCAGACAUAGGGUAGCAUUGAUUGUGUAUUCUGGACUCAGUUAUCGUCGGGAAGUAUUCAAAUGGAAUUUUGCUAAAAGUAAUGAGGAAUUUAAGAAAAGUGUGCUUAGUUUGAGAGCAAUUGGUGGUACAACAAAUACGAAGAAAGCAUUGGAAAUUGCACUUGAACUGAUGGAAUUACGUGACAAGUCAAUUCCUACCCUUAUAAUGGUUGUUACGGAUGGCCGAAGUGCGGAUGAUCCAAAAAUCCCUGCUCAACAAUUACAGCAAAUUCCGAAUACGUGGAUUUUUGCAGCAGCAACUGGAAAUCCAGAAUCUGUUGACAGAAAAGAACUGCUUCAAAUAGCUGGUAAUAUCAAUCAUGUGAUUUUACAAAGUGGUCGAGAAUUGGCAGCUGAUAUUACGCGUCAAUUACUUAGACGAGCUCAACAAAAAUGUCGCACGACAACGACAACAACAACAACAACAACGACAACAACCACAACGACUACUACAACUACAAUCAAUCCAAUUUCAGGUUGUGAGCAAGACGUGGUACUCGUUAUGGAUUUAUCAACGACAACAGAUCCUGUUUAUCGGAAAUACGUGGAGAUGGCUGAAGAAUUAAUCAACAGGCUUCUAAUUGGCCGGCGAUUCAGUCGAGUAGCAUUAAUAACAUUUAGUUCAGUGGGUAAAUCAAGAGUACAAUUUAAUUUGGACAGGUCGAGGUAUUUCAAUGGAAAAGAUAUCGUAGCCGCAAUCCGAAGAUUAAAAUCUACGGGUGGUACAACUGCUGUCGGUGAAGGAAUUCGACUCGGGACUGAACAACAGGACAAGCAACGCGGCGGUCGACCUAACAAUAUCGCAAAAAAGGCCAUGCUUGUUUUUACGGAUGGAUGGAGUAAUAAAGGACCAGAUGUUGAAGAAAUGAGUCGUAACGCUAAGGGAGCCGGAUUUACUCUUUAUACUGUAGUUUAUGAGGGUGAUGGACGAGUUGAUCUGAAUAAUCCUGGCUUAAAUCUUUAUACCAUUGAAACAUUGGCUAAUGAUCAAAAACACGUUUACAGUGAGCAUAAUUUCACGCAACUUAUUCAGAAACUUCGACAACGCAACUUGCCAUGUAUAUAA
Acanthocheilonema viteae is the source of this 1278-nucleotide messenger RNA. Lineage: Eukaryota; Metazoa; Nematoda; Chromadorea; Rhabditida; Onchocercidae. The record is from the annotation of a GenBank genome assembly.